GCCAGAGCGCGCUGCUACGCCCAGUGUGCGCGUAACUGGUUACGUGAGUGCGCGCAGAACGCAGCAGGCAGCCACAAGAGGAAAAAGCCCUCAGAGAGUCAGACAGAGAGACAGUCGCAGUAAUGGCGAGGUUAAGCGAGCACGGGAUUCGCCUGAGUUCCAUGAGCCCUUCCUUCCUGAACAGUAACUCCACCAGUCACACCUGGCCGUUCAGCGCGGUGGCAGAGCUCAUAGACAAUGCAUCAGAUCCUGGUGUAUCCGCUCGACAGAUCUGGAUAGAUGUAGUCGAUGAAGCCGGUCACCUGUGUCUAACCUUCACCGAUAAUGGCAGCGGCAUGACCCCCAGCAAACUGCACAAGAUGCUCAGCUUUGGUUUUACAGAAAAGGGUUCAAGUAGAGCCAGUCAGCAGGCCAUCGGCGUGUACGGGAACGGUUUCAAGUCUGGCUCUAUGCGUUUGGGGCGUGACGCGCUUAUCUUCACCAAGAACGGCGGCUGCCUGUCUGUGGGAAUGCUGUCUCAGACCUACCUGGAAAACAUCAAGGCCCAGGCUGUCAUUGUCCCCAUUGUCCCCUUCAACCAACAGACCAAGUCUCUGGUGGUGACCGAGGACUCGGAGGCCAGCCUGGCAGCCAUCCUCAAACACUCCAUCAUCACCUCCCAGGAGCAGAUACAUACGCACUUUGACUCCAUCCUCUCCAAAAAAGGCACCAAGAUAUUAAUCUACAACAUUCGCAGGGCCAAAGAUGGCAAGCCAGAGAUCGACUUUGAUACCGAUGAGAGUGACUUCCGUUUGCCCGAGAUUCAGAGCGAGCAGCUGAAGAACGGUGGAUCCCUGAGAGACAAACAGAACACCCCCGACAUGCACUUCAGUCUCAGGGCCUACCUCAGUAUCUUGUAUCUGAAGCCGAGGACACAGAUUAUACUGAGGGGGAAGAAGAUUCUGGCCAAGCUGGUGUCGAAGAGGCUGAUACACAUCGAACAUGACGUGUACAAACCUCACUUCAGUAAAGAGAAGGUGAAGGUGACCUUUGGGCUGAACCUGAAAAACAAAGACUACUAUGGCAUCAUGAUGUACCACAGGAACCGACUCAUUAAAGCCUACGAGAAAGUGGGCUGCCAGCUGAAGGCUUCAGGUCAAAGGGCGGGAGUCGGGGUCAUCGGUAUCAUCGAGUGUAACUUUCUGAAACCUGCCCACAACAAGCAAGACUUUGAAUACACCAAAGAAUACAGACUCACCCUCGGUGCUUUGGGCCUAAAACUGAACGACUACUGGAAAGAGGUGAAAGAGAAGAAGGCCAGAGAGCGAGAGUUUGAGGCUGUAGACCGAGAUGAAAUCGCAGAUCAGGAGGGUCCCUUGUGGCUACAGUGUGAAGACUGCCUGAAGUGGCGAAAAGUCCCUGCAAGUCAUUACAGUGUGGAUCCUGAAAACUGGAACUGCAGCCAAAACCCCAAUCCACAUUACCAAAACUGCUCUUUGCCAGAGGAAGCAGAAGACGGCGAGGAGCUGUUAACACCCAGCUACCAGAAAAACCACAAGAAACAAGAGCAUCCGAAAAGCAGAAAACGAGAAGCAUCAUUGGAGCAGGUGUUUGAGUCCCAGGACCCGGCGGCUAAACAUCAAAUCCUCGCACGCAGUUCAUCCGAACCGACCCGGCCCACCUUCCAGUCCACACGCACAUCUGAUCGCAUAAGAACAGCAGAAGAGACGAGCCCAGAUCACACGGCCGAUCAUGAUACAGACAUAUAUGAUGAUGAUGAUGAUGAUGAUGCACAGACACAAAGUACAGUCACACCUCAGAAGCCCGCUGGAAGACGCACAGUCAUUAAAGACAAAACACAAGUCACACCUGUGAGAAAUGAGACAAAGCUGCAAGAUAAAGAGAGAGACACAAACAUGGAGCCGGUGGAACCAGAAGGAGACGGCACAGAGAGGUUAAGCCUCAGGAGGAAACCAGGAUCAUUAUUUUACUGUGUGAAAAAGAAGCAAAAGCCUGCCUCAGAAAAUGUGGCCAACGAGAUGCAUCCUGAGAAACAAAUCCUGAGAAUCAACAAAAUAUCCCUGGAGAAGAGCAAGCGGGAGAGUAGCAGCCGGGUAGAGAAACCAGGUGACGUGGUACAGCGACCUCUCACCAGCCUCACCUGGACCCACUCGCUCCCCUCCACCCAGACGGUGAUGGUGUCUCCUCUGAGUCGAACAGAAACGCCCCGGAGCAGACCGCCGCCUCCAGAAAGGAGUGACCUGGAAGAUAACGUGCAGAAGCUGGCUGCGUUGGAAAAAGAGGCCCAGGGGCUACGGAGGCUUCUGGGUCUGGAAAUCACAAAGAUGACUCAAGGCACCAUGACGACUGCUGAUAGCAGCGUUGAAGGCACCAUGACGACUGCUGAUAGCGGCAUUGAAGGCACCAUGACGACUGCUGAUAACAGCGUUGAAGGCACCAUGACGACUGCUGAUAGCGGCAUUGAAAAGCCAAAAGCGCGCAGAGAGGUCGGCUGCCAGACGGACGUGGCUGAGAGCUCUACGUCGUCCAGCAGCCCGAUCCUGGCUCCAGGACAUCAGGAGUCGGUGAUCCUGGAUCAGAGAGCUUUGUGUGGGCCAAUCGGGCAGCCUGAGCUGAACAUACCUAAGAAGAAGACAGAAACUGAGAGCAAGAUGGGAGUCAGUGACAGCGAGGCCUGUGAAGACAACAGAUCUUCACAGGAGAAUCUGAGUGGCAUCCGUAACAACGUGGUGGUGCUCCUCACGGCCCUGCUGCCCCAACUGGACCUGGCCGGCAUCAGCCUGGAGACCACCGACGUGGACAACAUCCUGCAGCAGAUCAUAGAGGUCAACUCACUGAAACUAUGAUCAGUACCGUUAUAACAUCCAGCAAGAUUAUGUUUUUCCUUUAUUCUUAUGCAAAGUUUGGGUUGGAAUUUAAAGUCUUCAGUGUUCAGAGUUGUAAUAAACACACACUGAUUAUCAAGCUUUUGUUGGCCGCACACACAUAUUGCUAGGUAGUGGCAGUUUUUUGUCACAUUGUUUUGAAUACUCGAAACAUUGUUGUGAGCCUCUCUUCCCCAUCGCUGUACAUGAGCCUUUUAAUUUGUAAUUCUCUCUUUAUUUAUAAAAAAAAAAGUUGUGAUGUAUUGCUAUUUUUUUGUUUUGCUUCUGUUUUUACUGACUAUUUAAAUGAGUUUUUAUACACACGUGGAGUCAUGCUUGAUUCUAGAUUUGUUCACACAUCCUUAAACCCCCUCAUCCAUAAACGAUGCUUUUCACUUUUGCAUUAAAAUACUGAAACCAA
Messenger RNA from Sebastes umbrosus (honeycomb rockfish), 3285 nucleotides. RefSeq lists its product as uncharacterized. The record is from RefSeq and is a predicted model, not a curated record. Gene Ontology annotation, cellular component: nucleus; nucleoplasm. The coding region runs from base 123 to 2846 and encodes 907 amino acids. Gene Ontology annotation, molecular function: ATP hydrolysis activity; zinc ion binding. The transcript has 17 exons. Lineage: Eukaryota; Metazoa; Chordata; Actinopteri; Perciformes; Sebastidae.